GCUAAAACUUUGUUGUGAAUACGGAAAAUGAAACUAUACUUUCAAAUCAUGUGGUUCAUCAUAUUGUCGUCUGUUACACAAAUAGCAUUCGCCCGGGACUACUCAUCCCGCAGGGAUCUGCGGAGAGCGGCGCGACACACGCGCUCCAAGCGCCUGCUGUCCCAUGACAGCAAAGUCGCCGACGACAGAGAACAUUAUCAGGAGGGUGGGGAGAGGAGCGAGACCAGUUGUGGCGCGCCGCGGCCCAAGAGCAAAAGGGUUAACUCCAAAUCCCACGGCACCGGCAUCGCAAUAAAAGCGGCCUUGGAGGCGAAGCAGGCCAAUGACGAAAUGGCAACUGCGGUGAAGGUGGCAUCCGAUCGAAUCAAGCACGAGUAUGCGGACAAGGCGGCGGCAGCUGCCAAGGCGGCGGAGGCAGUGCUGGCCGGGAAGCAGCAGGUGCUCGAGCAGCUGGAGAUGGAGGUGCGCGAGGCUGAGAUCAUUGUGCAAGAGGAGACGCAAGAGCUGAGCUCAGCGGAGGCCAACAGCCAGCUGGCACUCAAAGCACAUCGACAGGCCCAGGAGGAGAUGAAGCUGCUCGUCGCCGCCCUAAAGCUGUCCAGAGAGAACCUCGAAAGCGCCGAGCAGGUCUCCGCGGCCUGCCAGCAGUCCCUGAUAGAUAAGACCAGCCUUCUGGAUGCCGCCCAGAAACGCGUUGGCGUCCUGCUCCGCCAGCUGAGCGAAGCCCGCAACGACUUCGCCAUGACCAAGAAGGCUGCCUACAGGGCAUUGUGUGCGUCCAACGAGGCCAAGCAACGGGUUGAUCGCGUCCCAGGCUGUUCUAAGUAGAGAAUAGUGUAUCAACAUGUUUUUAUUUCCUUAAUCCACAUUCAUUUACAUAUAUAUAAAUAUAUUUUUUACUAAUCGA
Messenger RNA from Drosophila montana, 907 nucleotides. RefSeq lists its product as uncharacterized. The record is from RefSeq and is a predicted model, not a curated record. NCBI's taxonomy places the organism in Eukaryota, Metazoa, Arthropoda, Insecta, Diptera, Drosophilidae. The coding region runs from base 28 to 828 and encodes 266 amino acids. The transcript has a single exon.